Molecule: messenger RNA, 1274 nt
Organism: Stegastes partitus (bicolor damselfish)
Lineage: Eukaryota; Metazoa; Chordata; Actinopteri; Pomacentridae
Gene: slc35d2
Product: solute carrier family 35 member D2
Exons: 12
Coding region: 112-1125 (337 amino acids)
Source: RefSeq, a predicted model, not a curated record
ACAGGAAACACCAGCGGAGAGAGAACCUGCCUCCACCCGAGACCACUCCGCUUCAACUCAAUGUUUUAAAAACUCCAACAAGUGAUUCUUUUUUUUAAAUAGUAUUUAAUCAUGUCUGCCGACGCCUAUCCGGUCACCGCGGAACACUCGGGGCUGGUAAAGUUCUCCUCCGCUCUGUUCUACGCCGGCAGCUCGUUCCUGAUCACCGUGGUGAACAAAACCGUGCUCACGAGCUUCAGGUUUCCCUCCUACCUGUGUCUGGGCAUCGGCCAGAUGAUCACCACCAUCGCUGUUCUUCAUGUGGCCAAGAUGAGCAAAACGGUGCAGUUUCAGGAUUUUGACAGAAGCAUUCCUCUAAAAAUUUUCCCGCUUCCUUUGCUGUACGUGGGGAACCAUAUAACAGGACUGGCCAGCACCAAAAAACUCAGUUUACCCAUGUUUACAGUUUUACGGAAAUUCACCAUCGUGAUGACCAUGAUCUUAGAGGCACACAUACUGAGAAAAACAUUUUCCAAACGCCUGAUGUGCAGCGUUGGGGCGAUCGUCUUUGGUGCCAUGGUCGCUGCAAGCUCUGACCUGGCCUUCGAUGUGGAGGCCUACACUUUCAUCCUGCUCAAUGAUGCCUUCACGGCUGCCAGCGGUGUAUACACCAAGAAGAAACUCGGCGCUGAGGGCCUGGGGAAGUACGGCGUCUUAUUCUACAAUGCGCUAAUCAUUGUCAUCCCCACUGUCUUGGCAAGUGCAUUUACAGGAGAUCUACAUAAGGCGGUCUCAUUUCAGGACUGGGCAAAAGCCACGUUUGUUGUUUGCUUCCUGAUGUCCUGCUUCAUGGGGUUUGUGCUGAUGUAUUCCAUCGUCCUGUGCAGCUACUAUAACUCAGCACUGACGACUGCUGUAGUGGGAGCGGUAAAGAACGUUGCAGUAGCUUUUAUUGGCAUCUUUGUGGGCGGUGACUACAUGUUCUCCUGGACUAAUUUCAUCGGCCUCAGCAUUUGUAUGUCAGGGGGACUUCUGUACUCGUUUAUCACCUUCACCAGCAAAUCGUCUGAAAGUAACGCACAGGAGGCUCUAGAGAUGAAGAUUCACAUCACAGAAGACUCAACAAAGAAGUUCUCUGCCAACUAGAAGGACACUAUUUCCACCACUUGGUGGCGUAGUUCUGCUUCAUAUUGGAGCACAAAUAUGGCUUCUACUUUUAUGUGUUUUUACAAGUCAAUUAAUGUAUUUCCCAGUCUAUUUAUAAGAAGAAUAAAUUGACAAGAAGUGCACGUCGA